GUGGUGACAAUGCCAGAGUAUCUGAAGAAGCGUUUUGGUGGCAAACGAAUUCAGAUUUACCUGUCAAUCCUUUCUCUGUUACUGUAUAUUUUCACAAAGAUCUCAGCAGACAUAUUCUCUGGAGCUGUAUUUAUACAGCUGGCUAUGGGACUGAAUCUUUAUUUGGCCAUAAUUAUCCUGCUUGCUAUUACUGCUCUUUACACCAUCACAGGUGGCCUGGCAGCUGUGAUUUACACAGAUACCCUACAAACAUUUAUCAUGGUAGUGGGAUCCUUUAUUCUCAUGGGAUUUGCGUUUUCCAAAGUCGGAGGGUAUGAAGCUUUUGUGAACAAGUACAUGGCUGCAAUUCCAUCCAAUAUCUCCUAUGGAAAUACCACAAUUGAUGCACAAUGCUAUUCUCCUCGGAAAGAUUCCUUUCACAUCUUCCGAGAUCCCAUCAAUGGAGACCUGCCGUGGCCAGGGCUUGUCUUCGGUUUGAGCAUCCUUGCUCUGUGGUACUGGUGCACAGAUCAGGUUAUCGUCCAAAGAUGUCUCUCUGGCAAGAACAUGUCCCACGUGAAGGCUGGCUGCAUCCUGUGCGGAUACCUGAAGCUCUUGCCUAUGUUUCUCAUCGUGAUGCCGGGAAUGAUCAGCCGAAUUUUGUACCCAGAUGUGGUGGCUUGUGUCGUGCCUGAAAUCUGUCAGCAGUACUGUGGCACCUCAGUUGGCUGUACAAAUAUUGCUUAUCCCAAGAUGGUAGUAGAGCUUAUGCCAAAUGGUCUGCGGGGUCUGAUGUUGGCAGUCAUGUUGGCCUCCCUUAUGAGCUCUUUGACAUCCAUUUUUAACAGCGCUAGCACUCUGUUCACUAUGGACAUUUACACCAAGAUUCGACCACGAGCAUCCGAGAGAGAGCUCAUGUUAGCAGGAAGGGCAUUUAUGGUACUUUUAAUUGCUAUCAGCAUUGCCUGGGUUCCUAUGGUACAGUCAGCGCAAAGUGGGCAGCUCUUUGAUUAUAUUCAGUCAGUCACUAGCUACCUGGGACCACCAAUUGCUGCGGUCUUCCUGCUCGCUGUCUACUGCAAGCGAGUCAAUGAGCAGGGUGCCUUCUGGGGCCUCAUCAUUGGGCUGCUAAUUGGACUUGCUAGAAUGUGUGCAGAGUUUGCCUAUGGAUCUGGCAGCUGUGUGAACCCUUCCAAAUGCCCAUUCAUCAUCUGUGGGAUUCAUUACCUUUACUUUGCAAUAAUUCUCUUUGGGAUUAGCUUCGUCAUCAUCCUGGCAGUCUCCCUAAUGACCAAGCCAAUUCCUGAUGUACACCUUUACCGUUUGUGCUGGACUUUGCGGAACAGCAAAGAGGAACGUAUUGAUCUUGACGCAGAUGAGCAGGAGAAACCUGAUGAAAAAGAUGUGGAAUCAGUUACAGAGGGAAAUGAAGAAGAGCCAGGAUGCUUAAAGAAAGCCUACAACUGGUUCUGUGGCUUAGAUCAGCAAAAAGGAUCCAAGCUGAGCAAAGAGGAGGAGGAAGCAAUGAAGAGGAAACUGACUGACACUUCAGAAGUGCCACUUUGGAGAAAUGUCGUGAAUAUCAAUGGCAUCAUCCUAUUGACCGUGGCUGUAUUUUGCCAUGCCUUUUUUGCAUAG
Messenger RNA from Rhea pennata, 1617 nucleotides. It is a transcript of the gene SLC5A1, whose product is annotated as solute carrier family 5 member 1. Gene Ontology annotation, biological process: transmembrane transport; sodium ion transport. The transcript is spliced from 11 exons. The coding region runs from base 10 to 1617 and encodes 535 amino acids. Gene Ontology annotation, cellular component: plasma membrane. Gene Ontology annotation, molecular function: D-glucose:sodium symporter activity. Lineage: Eukaryota; Metazoa; Chordata; Aves; Rheiformes; Rheidae. The record is from RefSeq and is a predicted model, not a curated record.